Molecule: messenger RNA, 8149 nt
Organism: Oncorhynchus mykiss (rainbow trout)
Lineage: Eukaryota; Metazoa; Chordata; Actinopteri; Salmoniformes; Salmonidae
Source: RefSeq, a predicted model, not a curated record
CUGCUGCGCCAACCUACCACCCCGUCGUUUCUCCACCAGCGCACAGCGCCAUAUUCGCACUGCAGACUUUUGGGUUCAGUUGCAGCAAACUGUUUGCCACUGUCGCACGGGUGACGCCAAAAAUAAAUAUUUUUUGUAGAUCAAACUAACAAAAAACUGUUAGAUUGCAGCAACCAGACUCACGGAUAAAAUAUACGUCGAUUUAUGGUUACAGUGUAAAGUUAUUGUAUCACUCGCUUCAGAACCAGUGUCGAUUCAACACCGGACCGACGAAUUUCAAACAUGGGCACAUUUUCGGCAUGGUCGAUCUUUCUGGUGGUCUCGCUGCUUGCUGUGAAAGUCCUGUCCCAGGAGUUUGGUGACUUUGACCUGUCUGAUGCCUUGGAUGAUGGCGAUGUCACUAAAGCGCCGGCAGCCACACCGAAACCCAAACCGGUUCCAUCGGGAGCAGACCUGGACCUGUCAGAUUUCUUUGGAGAGGGUGACAAGAUUACCACCACCAAGGCUCCUUCUAAGGUUCCUCCUAAAGUCCCAGCAACCAAGGCCCCGCUCAAACCCAAACCCAAACCAGAUGACACCCAGGCUGAUUUUAACUUUGGGCCCGGCCUCCGCCCGGGCCUGCUCCCCCGUGCCACCAAGGGCCCCCGUAACCCACCUAGGCCCCAUCCUGCAGGUGAUGAGUUUGACCUGAGUGAUGCUCUGGACCCCAAAAACGACAUUGGAGGGAAGGACAAGAACAAGGGACAAGCAGAUAAAGGUAUCGGAGGCGGGGGCAAGGGUGCCGGAGCUUCCAACAACAGAGGGGGGAAUGGGGGUGGCUCCUUCUCAGACGAUGAUCUGUUUGACGUUGGAAAAGACAACACCUAUAACCCCGACAAAGGGAAAGGUGGACGCAAUGGUGGCCCAUCCACUGCUGAUGACAACAACUAUGACACCAUGGCGGAGACCGGAACCAUCGCGGGGAUCGUCAGUGCCGUUGGCGUGGCGCUGGUUGGCGCGGUUACAAGCUACAUCUCCUACCAGAAGAAGAAGUUCUGCUUCAGCAUACAACAGAGCCUGAAUGCAGAUCUGGUGAAGACUGAUAACCCGGACGCUGUGGUGGCCACAGAACCACAAGUUCAACAGACUCUUCUGGAGCCCCCCAAUGCUGAGCCCCCUAGUGAGGAGAACGCUGUCUAACACCCCCCCCCCCCCCCCCCCCCCCCCCCCAGUUCUGCCUCGUCCCCCCAACCUACACACACGCACAAACAAAGAGGGCAUGACAACACACACGUACCCGCUCCCACCUUAUGGAAUAUCUCUCUCCACCUGACACACACACACACCAACACACACACACACCAUUUUGAAUGAUAGUUCCCCCCCCCUUAUACCUGGCUAUACAGAGAUCGGCAAACUCUAUUUGUAAUGUAACGUUCCAUGUUGACACCGCCAACUUGCAUGACAUUCUAAGGUCAGAAUGACAUUGUGGCAUAACUUGGUGCCAACAUGGAGGGCAGUUUGCCGACCUCUGUAGACCUACCCCUGCCAAACUAUGUGUAAAUAUCAUUUUAAUUUAUUUUAACUGUUUUGAAUACCACUAAUAUGCCUGUUUCCUAUAUGAUUAUGUAGGAGAUGUUAACCUGAUCCCGGGAUCAGUUUGAGUUUGACAAUGAUAGUCAGAGGACUUGCUAAACUAAAACACAUACAGAUCUCGGACCAGGCUUCCAUCUUGGUAUUUCCUGAAGAGAUAGUGUAGGACAUAGUAUAGCUCACAUACUUGUCCCGUAACUCUGUUUAUCCAAUCAAAAAGCGUCUCUAAUCGACACAAGCCCUAUGAUCGGUGUGGAUUUGUUUGCUUAGGCAUAUAAAAAAAAGAAGUGAUUUGAACUGUUCAACUGUUGAUGCUAGAAAUCAAACGUCGAUUGAUAUCCGACCUGCACUUUCUAUCUGUUGGAUUGCCUUCAAUAUUAGUUGAAUUGGUUGAAUUCAAUUGGUUGUACGUAUAUCCCCCGUGUGAUUUUGUACCAUUUCUACCUUCAUUGUAUAUACUCGUCUUGUCCUAAAGACACAAAGCGUUUUUUGCAGUGGUUACUUACACAGGUUCAUGUCUAAAAGCUGCAUUUUUAUAACCUCGAUGCCAGCCUGUUUGUGCUUUUUAGGCACGUCCUUGUCACUCAUUGUAAUGCUAGCAUUUUUAUAGUGUUGAUUUGAGGAUGGGGAAAAAAAUGAAGCAAUUUGAAAAACGUAUUUGUUACCUACUAAACCCCCAGAGCUGCUGCUUUAUUGUCCAUCAUAUAGUUUGUGCUUUUUAAAGACACUGAAGAGAAAAUAGUCUCUUUUCCAAUAUCCUUAAUAGCAUACUACUUAGGGAACGAACCAGUAGGGUAUGAACCAGUGUAUUGGGUCCUAGCGUUCUAAGUAGUAUUCCAGUAUGGACAUCGGAGGGUACACAAAGGCUCUGUUCCAAUAUCCACACUAGCACACUACUUAAGCUGCGUUUAUACUGUCAGUCCAAUUCUGAUAUUUUGCCCAAUUAUUGACAAAAUAUCUGAUCUGAUUAGUCAAAAUACCAAUUAGUGGCAAAAGAUCAGAAUUGGGAUGCCUGUGUAAAUGUAGCCUUAGGGAACGAGCCAGUGUAUGAGGUCCUAGCAUUCAAAGUAGUACGCUAGUAUGGAUAUUGUAGCGUAGCCUUUAGUCUACUUGUGUGGAAACGUGUUUGUGAUGAAGAUAAUAAUACUACUCUUUGUACGUUGUAUAUCUAUUUUGUCUUAUUGAGAUAAUGCCAGUGCUAGAGAAAGUUAAGUCAAUGUGAAAUCGAAGCCUAGUUGAACUUUAAAACCUCUUGAUAUUGAAGUAACAUAAUGGUCGCGUUCCAGGCCAACUACAUUGUAGAUGUUGCAGAUAUUCCAGGGCAUCAACCAAUAGUUGCGUGCCACAUCAUCAACUUGGCGGUCAGGCAUCAGGUUGCUAUAUCAUAGUGUGGUUAGCUGGUGUGUUAAAGUCUUAUCCAAGCAUUGUGAGAUCUGGAAGGCGUCUGCAAUGUAGACAGUCUGUAACGCGCCCAGUGGCAAUCUAGAAAAUGGAAGUUUGUUUUUGUAACAAAGUCAUUUAUGGCUAUGUAUAGACUUCUGAAGUCCUUCAGAUUUAGCUCUUUGCUAAUAUGAAAGCAUAGUUAGUUAGUCUUAGGUUCUUUGGGUAGUCUUCAUACUAGGUGUUGGUGUGCUGCAGUCAGUUGCUUGUUAGGAUGAUUGGGGUCAAUUCCAUCUCAAACCAGCCAAUUCAGGAAGUGAUUUAAAAUUCCAUUUCAAGAAUUGAGAAAAUGCACAAGAAUUUAUAAAAAUCCUUAAUUGAAAAACAAUGGCACAUUUCAGUUAAUGAAUUGGUAUUUGAAAUCACUCCCUUGAAUUUACUUAAUUGAAAUGGAAUUGGCCCCAAUCCUGGUUAGGAGACUAGUAGUGAAAGUGAAGCUUGUAAAUUGCGGUGUUUCUGUGUUUUUACUAUUACUUGUUGUAUGAGCAUAUUCCUUGAUAUUACGGUGUGACCUGAUGAUCUAUACACUCGUUCCUAAGUGUGUUUUUGCGAGAAAAUAAUUGCGUCUCUGCACCCCCACUCUUUCUACACUAACGUUUCCUAGAGUGGGUUUUGUCUUAACUUCUUAGCUCAACUUAUUUAACAUUUAUUUUAGAUAUAGAAGAACGUUUGUUUCCAAGUCACUUUUAUUCCAGAAAUGAAAACCUUUUUAGGGCGGAUCUAAAAUGGCCCCCUAUUCCCUCUGUAGUGCACCUACUAUAUAGGGAAGAGGAUGUGAUUUGGGAUGUCGUCCUACUGUGUGCCGCACCCUGUUCUGUUUGGCUCCCUUGUUGCCUUGGAAGCGCAGCUCUAGAACCACUCCUUCUGUGAUGUUCCAGUAUUCUCCCUACCUGCAGUAACUCACUGUCCCUAACAACUGCACCAGGAUCAGUUGUAUCAUCUUACUUAUAAUGGGUAAGUUAAGGAUUGAGUUCGGAGGAACUGUUGUAAAACCGUGUAAAAAUAUGGACAGAAUAUCCCGAAGACACAUUUCAGUUCAAGGCAUUCAGUUGUACAACUGACUAGGCAUCCCCCCUUUCUCUUCCUUUAACAUGGACCGUAGUGUUGCGGAAUACAACACAGGACAAUAGAACUGUCCAAACAUUCAAUUUCACACAGGUUAAAAGGUCCAAUGCAGCAGUUUAUUAUCUCAAUAUCAAAUCAUUUCUGGUUAACAAUUACCUUACUAGCUAGGUUUCCAUCCAAUUGGUGAAUUUCUUGCAAAUACAGUAUGCUAAAAUCCACAUGAAAACAUUAUGCACAUUUUCCCACCAGAGAUGUGUUUCCACCAAAUUGACGUGUUGCAGAUGAAAGGCUGUGUGUGAUGACGUAGUGCACAUGAACAUACCUUUUUUGCGGUUAAAUUCCCAUGUACCGAAUAAAGAAAUACAAGUUCCUGUAAAUGGGUUUCCAUCGCAUUUUCAACUCUACUGAUGGUUUUCUCGCCAAAACAAUUGCAUUAUAUAGCGCGUGCCCACUCUGGUAUUAGCAAGUGCGCUCGAGCCAAUAGCUUGCAGAUAACUUUGUGGGUAUAGCCUACAUGAUUAUGGACAAACGGCAGCCAAGCAUCGAUGAUCAUGUCGCCAGAAUAAAACCCUCUAUAGUUAUUGGAAAGGAGCAUCAAGCACAUCACCGUGCACGUUCACCACCCUGUGAAGUUCAUCGUAAUUUAUUUAAUCUGUAGCCCAAUGAACUGCAUGCUUUCCCGACGAGUCGUAGGGGGAGGACCACACAACAUGUCAUUGUGUGACUCCCAAGUUUACUUCGAUAUGAUGGUUAUUAUAUCAAUAUUUGCGCAUUAAAGCAUUUCCACCAACAUUUCUUGCUUAAUUAAUUUUACAAACACAAAACGAUCCCACCUUGUCUAGCGUAUUUUGUUUUGUCGACAUUUGAAAAGUUUACCGACAAAUUUUCUGUUUCCAUCACAGACAUUUUUUAAUUGAUGUACUUUAUGCGCAUAAAAAGGUUGGAUGGAAACCUGGUUAUUGUGAUUGGUUUCAAUUAAAAUAGUCAAAAGGAAACUAAAUUAGCAAUUUCUCAAGCAAGAAUUUUGGUAGGACUGUCAGGGAGUGGUCUGAGUGGGGAGGGGAAAACUGAUGUCACCAGGCAGGCCAAAACUCCAACCCACUAAAACAAGCCAAAAUUUCAGCAGGCCUUUUCAAACACUAAAAGGGCAUUAUCAUAAUUUUCACAAUUUCACAGUAUUAUUCUAACCUUACAAUGGAAAUAUAUAUAAAACAAAAAUCACGUUUUUGACUGCACUGGACCUUUAACUAAGGGGCAGUGAGUAACUGGAGAACCCUAGUUAACACUUUCCUCUUCUGUCACCCAGAUUCAGGUGUGCAUUGCUAACCUCUCUCCCAUGACACUGCUGUAGUAGUUAUGGUGCUUCUCUAUGCCUUAUAACCUGCUAGCUCAUGCUGGGUCCCACAGUACUAACCACAUAGACUAGAAUCAAUAGAAUGAACAACGUUGUCUCCGAGCAUUUGGUAUGGUUCUGUAUGUAAACCCAAGACACUCCAUUUAAUAUGAUAUGUUACGUUUCAUAUGGUAUGUAUUAAUUUGUGGAUGUCCUUCAUCCAUUUCAUGAUAUGUUACAAAUUGCAAUUCGUACAAUAUGUUACGAAUUCCAAUUUGUUGUUGCUAAUGUUAGCUAGCUGGCUAGAAUUAGCUUGGCUAGUGGAUCGGGGUUAAGGUUAGGGAUAGGAGUUAGGUUAAAGGGUUAAGGUUAUGGUUACGGGAAGGGUUAGCUAACAUGCUAAGUAGUUGCUAAUUAGCUAAAAUGCUAAAGCUGUCCGUGACGAGAAUUGAACACAACCUUUGGGUUUCUAGAUUUUCGCGUUAUACCAAAUGUAACAUCAUACUAAAUUCAGUGUUAUGGAUUUGCAUUUACUAUGUUACGUCUAGUCUAUGAGACCAGUCUGGAAUGGCACAUUCAAUGGCUAGAAUGGCUAGAAUUUUCUCAGUGUUCUACACAUGCAACAAUGGUGUGGGAACUAGAGAUGAUAUUUCUAUGGGAACUACCAAUUGAAUUCCAGUGGUCUAAGGGCAUGUGUCCAUUCUAUGCAUUCUAUUUCUAUGGCUAAACCCCCCCCGCCCCGCCCCCCCCCACCCCAGUGACUGAGAUCUGUGCUUACACGCAAAAAAACAACAACAACGAAUGUUAAACGAAUGUAAUCUUUCUCUUAACUCAGAUGCGACAGCGCCUACCGCGGUGCUUUUCGCUCGUAGCAAAGAUGUUAAAAAACCCACCAAAGAUGUAGCAUUGAUGGAUUUGACCAUUGGAAGAUUUUCAGAUAUCAGAUCUUAGUGUUGUGCUUUGGGUUGAAUGUUUCACUUUAUAACUGCCACUAAAUAGUAGAGGAAGGCACCCCCUUUCUUUUUACUAUUGCAUGCGAGGUAGUUUUGGGCACAACCAAAAAUAAAACACAUGUGAAGACAUUCGAUUCUGGACCAAUUGAAUGUUUAGGAGUGUCUUCCACAUGAUAACAUCACAUAGCUACAUAAAAAUCCCCCAAAUAAAAUGACAUAGAAAUUCCUCACAAAUAUUCACUUUUUAAACGUGGAUUGAGACUGUUAGGGCGAAGAAUCCCACCAUCCCGUCAUAGACUUGUUAUAGGCUUGGUAGAUAUAAGAGAAUUUGAUUUGAAGAGCACAAGAGUUGUGUGUGUCAGAAUUGCCUGUGAGAUGAUUAUCUUGUGGUACUAUGGUUUACUCUCGUGGUAUGGUGUACUCUUGUGGUACUAUGCUAUACUAUGGUGUACUAUGGUUUUGAAUGGUAUUAUUGUCCCUCUUGGAUGCAGUAUGGAUAAUUUGCCUGAUUUGGAAAUUAGAUCAUGUCAAGUUUUCAAAGACAUAAGGAAACGUAUAUACAGUAGUAUACGAGUCAAUGACCUAGGAGACGCUGCCCAGUAGUUUGCAGUCCUACGGCUUCAACGUUUCCCUUGGUUUCUAUGGUUUACGAUAAUUGGGAACUAAAGGUAACAGACAUGGCAGCAGUUGGAUAACAUGCCUUAAAUCUAGAGGCUCCUCUGCUACACAUACGACCGUAUGGGCUAUAAUGGAACUGUACAGAAAUACAAUGCAUGUUUUGGGAUAAGUAGCAGUAGUCUUUGGAAGUUUCCCUCAUUGGGUUUGCAUUGAGAACGCCUGGGCGCCAGUAUGUUUCCGCUCUCUUGCCAACUCCUUAUGACUUGACGCAUGACAGCAAAGGAGCUGGCAAGAGCACAAACAGCUCUGGGACCAGGCUAGCAUUGCUAGGCUUGGUCUGAUGAUAAUGUAUUUGGAUCAGGAGUAGUAGUUGGUGGUUGAAUGUGAAGGUAUGUAUGAACUGGCAGUGAAGUCUAGGAUGAGAACUAUAAGGAUUGGACCGGCAUGUCAUAAUAGAAACCUGGAAGUGCGCAAGAGUGCCAAGUUCUCCUAUCCAGUUCCAUUCACUGGUGGCUCUGUUGAAAUGUAGUGCACUAAUAUCUAGGAAAUAGGGUGUUCUUGGAGACACAGUUCAAUUUGGUUCCAGUGCAGAUGUACUUCAUUAAGAAUGAUCUAUUACACCACUGUCUCACUCUUCUUUAUCUCAUUCUAGAGCGACGUCAUCCAGUCGUUGCACUAGCUGUCACUCCAACCCCACUGACCAGUUAGAAGUAAGAACGCAGGGCUCUUAUGACAUCGCAAUGUAAACAAUGUAUUCCGACUGUAGCAUUCACUUCAGAUACGUACUAACAAUAUGGCCUUCUGCAUGCACAGAAUCCACGCCUGAUUCACUAGUGCCUGUCAACUGAACUACACACACAAUUUACGCACGCACAUAUGUAUGCGCAAUCACACACACAAAACACACAUUUGACAUGUAUGCACACACACACACACACACAGUCAAUGAAUGCCACUGGUUUUCUAACUAACAAUGAGCAUCUGAAUGUUGGACAAUCUUGGAUAAAUCUUAUGCUAACAACAGAAAUGUGAUGAUUCCUACUGAGGCUUUCUAUAUUGCUGCAGUUCUAUACUAUAUCUCACUGCUGUCUCUCACUCUCACUGGCAAUACAUUAUGGAACAACAUUCGUCAAUCAAUGAAACCCAAUAAAAUCAUUUGAAAAGAAAA